AGAGCAUUGCGUUCGUUUGUUCCCGUCGCUGUUCGUACAGAGCGGUCAGAGACACGAGAGCUACUGCCAAGUGGAAGGGGCAGUUUGAGAGAAAGAGGAAGGAAGGUACAAAGCUGAGAGGGGAUUACGUUCGGUUCUCAUCGCUGUAUGCGUUGUGACGGAGAGGAGAGAGAGUGAGCGAGAAGCAUUGCUAAGCGCAUACGGCAUGAACGUCCAAUGGCAUGUUUCAAACACUCAAAAUGCUUGUAGUUGGCGCGAGGUUGUAGUUCCGUCGAAGCGACAGAGUAGUUUGUUCGUAUUCUUGGCACUUAAAUCCACGGACCUGACAUAGCGUGCAGUUUUUGUUAAGUCAUAUUCAAUUGAAUUUACGAACUAGUAAAAGUGCCUUGCGGUAACUAUAACAGUGUCCUAUUGUUGCCUGUUGCACAACCAAUGGAAAUUUUAAUGCAAGAAGGAAAAGGGAGCACAGUGAAAUGAGUUCAACAGUACCGGCAUUAACGUGCAUUCCUUAAAGCGGAUCGUAGAUAAAGAUACAACCCGACUCGAUUCUUCUAACAAGAGCAAACAUUUUCUUAUGGCAAAAUUCUUUUGACCUUCGAACUGCGAGAAAAGACGAUGUGAAUUUGCAGACAAACUGGUACGCUCUGUCAAUAUUUCUUUCAAAAAGUAAUCGAUGAAAUGCGUACCCGGAUCAGACUUGAAAGCAUUGCCUUUGUAUACUGGCACGGUGCUAAAUGUGUUUUUUAAACAGACCUCUAGCGUUUGAUGUUACAGAACAAAUAAUAAAUAUGUAAAAACGAUCGAAGUCAAGAUAUGUUUUAUAGAAACAAAUUAUCGAACGUAAUGUAAUAUUAACGCCUGGAGAAACGAAAGACAAGAAUGUAAAGAAAGUGAACUAAAAGUGACACGACAAAAGGGGUGAAAGUGUGUUGUAUGUCGAAUUCAGCUUUUUAUAUGGUGCAAGGAAAGUAGUGUAAGGGCUGUGUUGUUUGCAUAAUUUUUUUAAAUUCCAAGGUGAUCAGUGUAAGGUUGAAAUAAAAGUGUUACGAUAAUGUAAGGGAUAUCAAAACGCGCUACAGUAUAAAUGUAGGACCACGGUAGAGUCUCAAGACAAGAUAUCAACAGUAAAAUUUUCUUCAACGGGCAGCUAUGUUAACGGUGGAAUUCCGCUUGAGAGGAAUCUGAAGGCGGGGACUCUGACGUCACUCCGCUCAUGAUAAUGAGAGCGCAGUGAAAUAUGCCAAGGAGACGAAAUGGGGAGAUACCGCUUCCGGACGGGUGGGACGUCGCGCAAGACUUUGAUGGAAAAGUGUAUUUCAUCGAUCACAAUACAAGAAAGACAACGUGGAUCGACCCAAGAGACAGAUUUACGAAACCUCAAACGUUUGCGGACUGCAUCGGGAACGAGCUUCCACUUGGAUGGGAGGAAGCAUAUGAUAAGCAUGUGGGUGCAUACUACAUUAAUCACGUUAAUCAGACGACGCAGCUGGAAGAUCCAAGACAAGAAUGGCGUGCCAUUCAGGAGGCAAUGCUUCGUGAGUAUCUCCAGACCGCACAGGACGUACUCGAGGCAAAGAAGGAAAUUUACGAUGUGAAGCAACAGAGGCUAUGUUUGGCCCAGGAUGAGUAUAAUCACCUGAACAAUGCCUUAACGACACUCGGCGCGUCGCGUACAAGUUUGUGCUCCAGUUCAAGUUCGUUGAGUACCAAGUAUGAUCCCGAUCUUUUGAAAUCCGAUGUCGCGCUUGCGAGGAGUCGAGUAUCUCGACUGAAACGGGAACUUGAACAGAUCCGAGCAGAAAUGAAUUGUACGCAGCGGGGAGUGGACACACUUGCGAGCGUCGAGCAAAAAUUGAGUGGACAUCACGGGGGCUGUUACAACAUUACGGAGGCUCAGGCGAUCAUGACGGAGCUUCGUAACAUACAAAAAUCGCUUAGUUCCGGGGAGAAGGAAAAGGCUGAAUUAAUGCAAUCUCUGGCACAGCUGAAGGACGAGUUAACGAGAUUACAACUGUGCGAAGGUAGUCCUGAGGCCAGCACGCUCAGUCUACCCCAAGAGAAGCUCAGCACAGCGUCUCAAACAGAUCUGUCGGGCGAAUUGGUACCAAUUGGUACCCGUUUAGCUGAGAUGGCGCGGAUGAGACUCCAAUACGACGAGGCGAGAAAAAGGAUACAACACAUUCAGCAACAGUUGGCGGAUCUUGAAGAGAAAGUAACGCCUGGUCAAACCGAGAGCGACAAGGACAAGCUGUUGCUCUUCCAAGAAAAGGAACAACUGCUCAGAGAACUAAGAAGCAUUACGCCGCGCACCAGAACGCAACAAGAUAUGAAAAAGAUACAGAGCGAGAUCCGUCGGUUGGAGCAAGAUUUGAACAACGCGCUCGAAUUGUCGAACAAAACUAUCACCGAUCGAGUGCGACUCCACGAAGAGAAGCAGUUGCUGUUGCAACAGUUGAGAGAUGCCCUACGUUCUAUGGCUAUGCUCGAAGGCCAACUGAAAACGCUGAGUGCGAGCACGCUCUCGGUGAGCAGUAGCUCCAGUCUCGGAAGUCUUAGCACGACGAGCAGCAAAGGCUCUCUGAGUUCCGGUCUGAGCUUCACUGAUAUUUAUGGUAGUCCACAGUGUCUAGGUCCCGUUAGUUUGCAGCAAGAACGACCGGUCGACAUGGUCGAUUUGCAUAGACGAGUCGAAAGAUUGCUUAGGGGUUCGGAACAGAACAAUCUCGUUAGCACUCCCUCGCCUGGCAGAUCUCAACCUAGCUUGUCCCCUAGAUCCAGUCUUUCGAGCGUCAGUCCACCGGUUUCGCCGCUCUACGAAAACGCCCCAAUGGGACCACCUCCAGCGUACGAGCACGUGGAAAUGCAGAGGCGACAGAAUCAGAGAACCACCACUUCCUCCAGUGUAAAUUUAGACGGAAAUCAACUGGAAGACCGUUUGGCAGAACUUAGGCUUAGUCAGCAGCAAAUAUCAUCACACGAAUUGUUGUGCGCUGGUUCGCAAGAUCGCCUUAAAUUGGUCGGUGGACCUCAUCCACCUGUCGAGCUACAGUCCGGGAACAUGUCUCAAGGUAGCGGUCUUGGUAGGCCUGUCACUACUGCGCAACAACAACCGAUCUCGCAAGAGCCACCGCCUCUGUCGCCGAUCAGCGAGACGCCACCCCCCACGGGAAUUCGAUCAAGAGCAAGCAGUUCCGGUACUAAUACUAGAUCCGUCUCUGCGGCUGUUUCCGAUGAAAGCGUCGCGGGCGAUUCAGGUGUCUUCGAAGCUUCCAAUCGAAGAAGACUCUCCGAAGUGAUCGGGGACGUAGAUUCUUUGGCGCUCGGGGAAAUGAGCCUGGAGACGGCGCAGGUGCAAAUUAAACUCAGGUAUUCCGUAAGCGACGGCCUACUUCAUGUUGGUAUCGAACGUGCAAGGAACCUAGCUGCUCUCUUUAUUCCUAAUAACGCGCAAGUGUACAUAAAAGCUGCUCUACUUCCAAUGCAGCCACCUGUUAACCACAUAUGCUGUACGAAACCUGUAUUGGAUUUGCAUAAGCCAACUUUUGGUGAAACGUUUCCGAUUGCUGUACCACUUAACAAAUUGUACACUAAAACACUUCAAGUGAAUGUUUGGUGUACAGGCAGUGAGUCUGAGGAGUGCUUGGGAUCCGCCCAAGUUUCCCUUGCAGACUUUUGCCCAGAAUCACCAAGUGUAAAAUGGUAUAAUCUACUGUCCUUCCGUUUUAUGCAACCACCUGACAGUCCUAGUACGAGUACUAGCAACAGCAACAGUAUCUCUACUAGCAUAGCAAGACAGGCUAAACACGAUAAACAAGAAUCAGAUAUAUCAGUUUAUCGUGGUGGACAAAAUACUAAGGAAGAAAGCAGCGACGAGAGUACAAUAAUUAGCUCUCAAACGUCUACCUUGACAAGGAAUCAAGGAUGCGACGAGUUGCAAACAGCUAUUUCCUUAAAAUUAGAAGAACUAGCAAACUGUUUGAGGAGUCCUGAAGAAGAGGAUGAAAAUGCUGGUAGUGAAAGUGGUAGCGAGGAUAGUGACGAAGAAGGAAUCAUUGUGGAAUUCAUGAUGGAAGACAAUAUUUUGGAAGAUGUUUUGGAGCAUGAGGAGGAUGAAGAAUUGAACGAAGAUACAAAGCUAACUGAGGACAAGGAAACGAACACUGAAUGUAUCUUCAUUCCCGAACAGGGAAAACAAAGGAAACUUUCGGCAGCUGGCGUUACUCCUAACAGUAUUUAUGACGAUAAAAAUUCUAUCGUUAUAAAAAGAAGUCAGACUUUCUCCCCGAGUGCUGCAGUUAGCAAAAAUCAUUACAUUUGUCGACUCAAUCGAAGUGACAGCGAUAGUAGCAUGCCGCUUUAUAGAAGGGGUGGACCUUUCCAACGGAAUUCGGUUGAAAGACGAUCAUUGCGAUGGCGACGUCCUUCGUCUGCACUCAGCUGUAAAACUGUCUCAAAGAAGUGUACAAACUUGCCACCUACUGCUAGAACAUCGUUGGAUCUCGAAUUGGAUCUUCAAGCGCAGCAUGCCAGACUAAGCAAUCUUCAAGAUGAGAUUACCAGAUUACGAGAAUUAAAACAGAGGCUGGAGCAAGCGAGAGAAAAAGGUGACACCGAUUUUGCAACUUGGUUGCUAGAAGAUAAUAAAUUUCAGAGCCUCAUGGCGCAAGCUGAAAGUGGAAAAAAUGGCAAGAGUGCCGAAGAUAAAAGGGUAGAGAAAAUGUUAAAAAGAACCUCAAAAGAGAUUUAUAAGCUAAGAAAGACAAAAGCUGGCAAAGGAAAACCUGAUAUUAUUUCUUUCAAGGAAAAAAUGGCUUUCUUUACGCGCGUUAGUCUUAAUGUUCCUGUACUUCCACCUGAAGACUCUUCAUGCGAGAAUACAUUGUUACCGAGCUUGUCACUUGCCCAUCACAAGAGACAUACUUCAGAACCAGUUAUCAGUGAAUCUGUAAUCACUAAAGUUGAUGCUCAAUGUAUUUCAAAUCUGGCUACACGGCCAACUAGUGUCUCUUGUGGGAAUGCCUCUACCAUAAAGGCUGACAGUGCUACAAAAAAUAAUGUGGAUAUUUCAAACCUAGCUGAAGAUAGUUCAGCGAACAGUACAAAUAAAACUGUGAACGCGAAGGGUCGACCAGGCAUGGCAAAGCUACAGUGCGUAAAAACUGGACAAGAUGAGAAUCUAAAAUCAUCUGAACAGAACGACAAUGAAGAGCCGAGGAGGUACGAGUAUGUCGUUGACAGAGUUCUUGGUGUAGAAGUGUAAUGUUUGUAACCUAGGUCAUUUCUUUCAAUUUUUGUGAAUGGACAAAAAAUGUUUAAAUUAUUCAAUGACUAACGUGUCAGUUUACCAGUAUCGUAGCUUUAAUUAAAAAGCAAGCGGUUAGAAAAGGAAAACCAAGGACUGCCAUUUUCUCGUAUUUCCCUCCAAAAAUUCUAGUUGCCAUGCACAACAAUCGAAGAUAAUGGAAGGAGAAUACGAAAUGGAAAACAGUAGACACACAACACUUGUGCGACUAGUACAGUGAAGAUUUAUUAGAAACUGUUGCCGACAUUUUUAUUGUUAUUGGUUAUCAACGUGAUAACACGAUGAUGUAAAGAAAGUCUAGGCAUGUUUGAGACAAUAGCAAAAAUGCGUAAAUCAAGCGCACUGUAUAUACGAAAACGUAAAUUAUUUAAAUGAGAUUUAUGUGAAAAUUAUUUAAUUAAACAAUCCAUCGGGUUCCUCUUGCAACCGAGAUAAUCUUGUGUGUCGCUUUGCUCGAUUCCUCUGCGUCUUAUAAUACACUAUCCUACCGAGCAGCUGGACUGCGACUUAAAACUAUAACAGAAAAGAAGAAAGAAGUAAAGGAAACAGGGAAAGGCAAUAGCCCUGGUAGGCUACAUUGUGCCUUGAUUCCGUUACUGCCAUUUCAUAACGCGUGUUUGCAUUCAAUUUUGAAUGCUUCCGUACUUCUUGCUUUUCUUCAGAUAUUGUCAAGUAUAAUCAGUAAGUAAUCUUAUUACACAAUACCGUGAUGAGCUCAACUGUUCUGCCUUAAUUAGUAAAACCGUGCAUCUGCGUGUUUUAAUAUAUCCCUGUACGUAAUACAAUAUUACCACACACGUUUACACGUAACACAAUAUUACCACACUAUACGAACAUACACUAGGGUUUACACUAGAGUUAACUCUAGUCCAAUAUUCUAAAUUUUCAUCUCGAAAACUCGACAAUGUUUGUGUAUCUUCAAGAAAAAUCAAAAGUAUAAUGCGCCAAACGUUUUCAGUAAAUUUUAUAACGUCAACAAUGUUAAAUACCUUACAAAUAUUAAUAUUUUUAAAUAAAUUAAAUAACUUUUUUCGUAAGAGCAAGAAGAAUUGAAAAAUGAGGAACAUAAAUAUAAUAAUUAUGCAUUUAUAGCAAAUUCUGCAUUUAAGAACUUUGAUGCUGGAAUUCUGCAUUUAUUUACAGCAAAUAAAGAUGUACAAGUAAUAUGGUAUUUAAAGUUAUCUCACAUACAUGAUUAAUUUUCAAGAAUUUUGUUCGAUUUUCGAGAUGAUAGUUUUGAAUAUUUCAUCUUCUUGAUUAUAUUAAAAAUUAAGAGGCCUAAUUCACAUUAUUUUCAUUUUUAAAUUUAACAAAAUGGAAAACUAAAUUAUUAGCACGAUCUAUAAACUAAAGAAUUGCGUGUAUUUUUUGGAAAUUGCGAUUAAAAUAAUAAAAUAAUAAAGUACAUAGUCGUUAAAACAAUAAAUAUGAAACAUUGUCAAUAGCUUUGAUAACAACACAGUUUGUCGCCAAUUAAACAAAAGAAAUCUAGAAUGAAAUUUAUAUUGUAAUUAAUAUUUCUAUAUGAAAAAUAUCAGUGUUUUUUUCAAUAUUACAACCUGGUAUUAAUGAGUAUAUAAAAGUUGUAGAAUUGUCUGAUAUGAGAAGGAAGUUAAAAAAAAGUGUUAUAUUAUUGUUAAUGCCAUACAAUGCGAGACUUCAACUUUUAAUCUUUGGAAUAUUACUUAGGGCGCGUAUUGAGGAACCUGGUAGGGAUUAGGUUAUCGAGGGAAUAGUAAGAUCUUAGAAGCAGUAAAAAUGUAAAUAUUCUUGUAUAUAUCUGUCGACAAUCGUGUUUACGCGUUUACAUAGUAUAAAUACAGACAUAAGUACAUAAAUAUAUGUAUAUAGAUAUAUUUAUAUACUUAUAGACAUAUUUAUACAUUUAUAUAUAGGUAGCAACUAUGUAAUUGUGUCUAAAUAGUUGUGCGUGUACGUUCGUGUGUGUGCGUGCAGCAAAGGUAUUACGCGAUGAAUUGGUCCCUGAAAAUAACAAUACUUUUAUGAUAAAAAGCGGGGACAUCUUGUACAACGUUUUUAUACUUCUGAUAGAACGAAAACGCGAAUUGAUCAUGUAUAAUAGGAUUACACCGUCGAAGUGAAAUACCUAUUAUACUCAUCUAUUUAAUUAAUGUGUUACGAUAAUGAAUUAUGUUAGUACCAGUGUAUCUUGGUCUUACUGUGUUGAAUCAAACGUGACGACGCCGAGAUUAACGGUGACGUUAAGAAUAUUGACAAUAAAACGGUAAUAAUACUGCUAACGAUGGCAACGAUGAUGCCGACAAUGAUGACCGAUAAUGUCGAUAACGAACAAGAUAAAAGAUGAAAUAUAAACCACGGUACUGAUAUCACUAAGAAUAAUAAUAACGGUAAUAAUAAGUUCGCAAUGACAUAUACACAUACAUGAACACGUACAUCUUCUCAGAAACAAUCGCAGUAUGAAUUGCAAGUAAUGAUAAUGAUUAAACGGUAAUGAUUCGUAUGAUAAUGAUUAAAAGAAAAAAUACAGUAUAUUCUUGCCAUAUUAUUUUGUAUCAUGAGUUUGUUUAUCCAAUUAUUAAUGACUAUGUAUGUAUCCUUCGAAUUCCCACAACCAUUUUACAUGAUUAUUAAUUAAGCGAUGAUGUAAAAUAUUGGUAAUAAACGAACCAACAAAAGUAAGUAAGGAUGGUAACAAUCAAAUAAACUGAGUAUACGCAGAUGUACACAGGUGUACACAAAGUAUUCGAACAGUGGAAUCAUCUUAAUUGAAAUAAUCAUAAAUUACAGUACACAUUUACAAAUGUUUAAUUUGUUAUCUAAUGAAUAUAAGCAAAGGUAAAAUCUUUAAAUAUGAUCUAAAUCACACGAUAUGUAUAUUCAAGCUACAGAAUUUUUAUUCGAGUGAAAGAUAUACUGGAAGUUGCAAAACUAUAAAAUCAAAUUUCAUAAUCAAUAAAGGAGAAAAUAUUAUUGCGAAAAGGUAGAAAAAGGCGAUAAUAAAAAAGGAAAAGGUAUAAAAAAUUAGUUUACUA
This is a messenger RNA of Nomia melanderi (Alkali bee), 8316 nucleotides long. It is a transcript of the gene kibra, whose product is annotated as WW and C2 domain containing protein kibra. The record is from RefSeq and is a predicted model, not a curated record. Gene Ontology annotation, molecular function: molecular adaptor activity; kinase binding. NCBI's taxonomy places the organism in Eukaryota, Metazoa, Arthropoda, Insecta, Hymenoptera, Halictidae. Gene Ontology annotation, biological process: negative regulation of organ growth; cell migration; regulation of DNA-templated transcription. Gene Ontology annotation, cellular component: cytoplasm.